CGUGGGAAGUACCUAAAAACAAACAAAGUCAUACAAUUCAAUUGAAUGACUCCUCUCUACUAUUGCUUCUUCUCUUCUCUCUCACGUUGCCACCCCAUCAAGAAAGACAUCUCUUUCUCUCUCUCUCUCUCCCAUGUUCAUUCAUUCAAUGUGAUACCAUUGAUAUUAUUACAAUCGGUUGAGCCUUAAACAACCCAUUUGGAAAUUUCCGAUUUUUAUGGAGUAUAUUGGAUAACGGUGGACAGAUUGAUGACUUACACAAACUAAAACCAUUUCUUGUUUUCGUUUUCUUCUAGAUUUGGUACUUUUUGUCUGGCAAUUAGUUUGUUGAGUACUUCACAAUAACACAUUGUUAUUGAUUGAUUGUUUGUUCCUUUUUUUUGCAAAUAAGUACUUUUAAGCUUUUUAAAUAAGAGAUACAUUUUGUAUCUGCAUAUUUGUUUCUCUAUCUUUUUAUGUAUUGGUGAUUGAUUGAUUAAUUGAUUAAUUGAUUGAUCGAUCAAUUUACCAAGAUGUCGAAAUUCGAGGGUGUUAUUGUAUCUGAUCAAUGGCUUCAAAGCCAGUUUACACAAGUUGAACUUCGUAGCCUUAAAUCAAAAUUUGUGACUUUUAAAAAUCAGAAGGGUAAAGUUACAUUUGGAGAUUUAGCAUCUUUGAUGAUGAAGCUUAAGACAUUUGUAGAUAUGUAUAAGGAAGAUGAGAUUAAGGGGAUCUUGAAUGAGUCAGAGUCAGAUAAUGACUUUACCAAUGAUGUUGAUUUUGAAGCCUUCUUAAGAACUUAUCUGAAUUUGCGAAGCCAAGCUACAACGAAACAAGGUGGAGUGAAGCACUCCUCAUCAUUCCUUAAGGAAACCAUAACUACCCUUCUUCACACGAUCAGCGGAUCAGAAAAGGCAUUUUAUGUUGCUCACAUAAACAGCUUCCUCGGUGAUGAUCCAUUUCUGAGUCAAUAUCUUCCUCUGGAUCCAGCUACGAAUGAUCUAUUUAAUCUUUCAAAAGAUGGCAUUCUUCUGUGUAAGCUUAUCAACGUCGCCGUGCCUGGGACUAUAGAUGAGCGAGCCAUCAAUGUGAAACGAAAUCUUACUCUUUGGGAGAGAAAUGAGAACCAUACUUUAUGCCUCAAUUCAGCUAAGGCUAUUGGCUGCACAGUAGUUAACAUUGGCGCGCAGGACUUAGUUGAAGGAAGACCUCAUCUUGUUCUAGGGUUGAUUUCUCAAAUCAUAAAGAUCCAACUGUUGGCUGAUCUCAACCUUAAGAAGACACCUCAGCUUGUGGAAUUGGUCGAUGAUAGCCAAGAUAUUGAAGAGCUUCUCAAUUUGUCUCCCGAAAAGGUUCUACUAAAAUGGAUGAAUUUUCAUCUCCAGAGAGGAGGUUACCAGAAAACUGUCAAGAAUUUUUCUUCUGAUUUGAAGGAUGCAGAAGCUUAUGCAUAUCUUCUUAAUGUUGUUGCUCCGGAGCAUUGCGAUCCAGCCACCUUGGAUACUAAAGAUUCAUAUGAACGAGCAAAUCUUGUGCUUGAACAUGCAGAGAGAAUGGGCUGCAAAAGAUACUUGACCCCGAGAGACAUUACCGAGGGUACCUCAAAUCUUAAUCUUGCAUUUGUCGCACAAUUAUUUCAUCACAGGAGUGGCCUAUCGACAGAUACUAAAAAGAUGUCAUACGCUGAGAUGAUGACAGAAGAUGUGCAAACAUGUAGAGAAGAGAGAUGUUUUAGGAUGUGGAUCAAUAGUCUUGGAAUUUCUACUCGUGUAAAUAAUCUAUUUGAGGAUGUCAGAAAUGGAUGGAUACUUCUAGAAGUUCUAGACAAGAUUUUUCCAGGAUCAGUUAACUGGAAACAGGCAACAAGACCUCCGAUUAGAAUGCCCUUCAGAAAAGUAGAGAAUUGCAAUCAGGUCAUAAAAAUCGGAAAACAACUGAAAUUCUCACUAGUCAAUGUAGCUGGCAAUGAUAUUGUGCAAGGAAAUAAGAAGCUUAUUCUUGCUUUAUUGUGGCAGUUGAUGAGAUUCACAAUGCUUCAACUGUUAAGAAAUUUGAGAUCUCAUUCCCAAGGAAAGGAGAUUAGUGAUGCUGAUAUCUUGAAAUGGGCAAACAGAAAAGUGAAUAGCAUUGGCAGAAAUUCUCAAAUUCAUAGUUUCAAGGAUAAGAGCUUAUCAAGUGGACUCUUUUUCCUUGAGCUUCUGAGUGCUGUAGAGCCGAGGGUUGUCAAUUGGAACCUAGUCACCAAGGGUGAAAGUGACGACGAGAAGAAGUUGAAUGCCACAUACAUAAUCAGUGUCGCACGAAAGCUCGGUUGUUCCAUAUAUUUGCUACCUGAGGAUAUUAUGGAGGUUAAUCAGAAGAUGAUUCUGACUCUAGCAGCCAGUAUAAUGUAUUGGAGUCUUCAACAACAAACAGAAGAUGCAGAUUCAUUUCCUUCACCUGCUAGCACUCUCACUAACGUAACACCCGAAGCUUCACCUGCCCCUUCCGUUUGCGGCGAAGAUGAAAGCUAUUCAUCUCUUAACGGUGACUUCUCCAACUUGAGUGUUGAUGAUACCACUUCUGAUACAACGGUCUCUUCGCAACUCGAGAUUGAUGGUGUUGUUCUCGAUGAGUUAUUUUGAGCUCAGUUUACAAGAUUUUCAUUUCACCACAUGCAUGAGAUAAUGUUUUUGUUAGAGCAAGAAUGAAUGAAUAUAUAGCAAAGGUUGAGAAAAACAUCAACCUAACAUGCUAAGGAUGUUACAUGUGUAAUGAAUGUAUAAACCUAUAGAAUAGAUGUGAAUAGUAUGUACAAAAAUUUAUUUUGUUCUUUUUAUGUAGGUUUCAGUUCCACUA
Messenger RNA from Trifolium pratense (red clover), 2817 nucleotides. RefSeq names its product fimbrin-1-like. The transcript has 15 exons. Gene Ontology annotation, biological process: actin filament bundle assembly; actin filament network formation. Gene Ontology annotation, molecular function: actin filament binding. The record is from RefSeq and is a predicted model, not a curated record. NCBI's taxonomy places the organism in Eukaryota, Viridiplantae, Streptophyta, Magnoliopsida, Fabales, Fabaceae. Bases 513 to 2603 code for a protein of 696 amino acids. Gene Ontology annotation, cellular component: cytoplasm; actin filament; actin filament bundle.